AUGACCAAAACAGCCAAGCAAAAGAUAAUGUGGCAGACCAUCAAGGCUCUCCAGGAUUUGAAACAAGGCCUCUUUGAAACCGAGAAAAAGCUCCGUUCUUCUCUUGGUUUUAAAGUAUUAUUUAUUGCUGGUAUGACAUUAGUGGGAUAUUUGCCAUAUGAAUUAAGAAAAGUAUAUUCCGAAAAACAACCCAGCAUUUUCUCAUUGAUGAAUAAAGAAUUUACUCGAACGGAAGAAAAAAAGGAAGCUAUGAAAAGACUUUUUGGAGAAUGA
This is a messenger RNA of Naegleria lovaniensis, 273 nucleotides long. RefSeq lists its product as uncharacterized. The coding region runs from base 1 to 273 and encodes 90 amino acids. The record is from RefSeq and is a predicted model, not a curated record. Lineage: Eukaryota; Heterolobosea; Eutetramitea; Acrasida; Naegleriidae. The transcript has a single exon.